AUGUCGCCGGGGUCGGAGCUGGAGCGCGGGCCGCCCCGGGCGGUGCUGGGCUACAACCCGGACGAGAAGCUCCGGCUGCAGCAGCUGCGCGAGCUGCGGCGCCGCUGGCUGAAGGACCAGGAGCUGAGCCCGCGCGAGCCGCUCCUGCCCCCGCGCAAGCCCGGCCUGGUGGAGGGCUUUUGGGAGCGCUUUUUGCAGCCCGGGGGGCUCUGGAGGAAGCAGGUGUUCAAAACGUACCGUGCUGGGACAUUUGUUGUAUUUCGGCUACUUAUCCCUUUUUGGAUUAGCCACUACUAUGUCAAAUAUCAUCUAAUGCCACGGCCCAAUGGUAUUGUGGAUGUAAAGCCAAGAAUAUACCCAGGUGACAUAAUUCUGGAAACGAAUGCGGUCGUUCCCCCAUUGGAAAUCCCCUGCCGUCGUCAUUAA
This is a messenger RNA of Euleptes europaea (tarantolino), 426 nucleotides long. RefSeq names its product NADH:ubiquinone oxidoreductase subunit B6 (gene NDUFB6). Lineage: Eukaryota; Metazoa; Chordata; Lepidosauria; Squamata; Sphaerodactylidae. The coding region runs from base 1 to 426 and encodes 141 amino acids. The record is from RefSeq and is a predicted model, not a curated record. The transcript is spliced from 4 exons. Gene Ontology annotation, biological process: mitochondrial ATP synthesis coupled electron transport; mitochondrial electron transport, NADH to ubiquinone.